Messenger RNA from Staurois parvus, 462 nucleotides. The record is from the annotation of a GenBank genome assembly. NCBI's taxonomy places the organism in Eukaryota, Metazoa, Chordata, Amphibia, Anura, Ranidae.
CGGGCCCCCAGGUGGAGCGGCGGGCGCCGGGCCCCCAGGAGGGGCGACAGGCAUUGGGCCCCCAGGCGGAGCGGCGGGCGCCGGACCCCCAGGCGGAGCGACAGGCCUCGGGCCCCCAGGCGGAGCGGCGGGCGCUGGACCCCCCAGGCGGAGCGACAGGCCUCGGGCCCCCAGGCGGAGCGGCGGGCGCUGGACCCCCAGCGGAGCGACAGGUCUCGGGCUCCCAGGCGGAGCGGCGGGCCGCCGGACCCCCAGGCGGAGCGACAGGUCUCGGGCCCCCAGGCGCAGCGGCGGGCGCCGGACCCCCAGGCGGAGCGACAGGUCUCUCGGGCCCCCAGGCGGAGCGGCGGGCGCCGGACCCCCAGGCGGAGCGACAGGUCUCGGGCCCCCAGGCGGAGCAGCGGGCGCCGGACCCCCAGGCGGAGCGACAGGCACCGGGUCACCAGGCACGACAGUGGGCUC